UUUGAACGUUCCAAUGGUCGUUUUUGGCGGGCUUGUUUUCGCAAUCGGCAUUCUUUUGUCUGGUUUAUUUAUUAUCUGGAAAUUGUAUAAUAAGUCAGUUAAAAGAGGUGGACAGCGCCCACACGUACAUCCAGCUGCUGCUGGCAGAGUGCGUCGUCGCAUUGGAAAUGUAGGUGGACAGCGCCGUCUGGCUGCUCGGAUGAGAGAUGCUUCAGAAUCUGAGGAGGACGAUAGGCGUGUUAGAAAUGUCAUGGAAAAUGUAGACAUCCAGCCUUCAGAUACAGAUCAUCCAAAAGAAAGUUCAAAGAAAGUUGGCUCCAAAAAAGCUGCCAAGUUAGCUGAAAAGGAACGUCGAAAGGAAGAGCGAGAAGCUGAGGAACGUUACAGGGAGCACCAAAGGAAAAUCGAAGACAUGGAAAUUGAAAAACGUAAGAAAGCAGAAGAAGCAGAAGAAAAAGCUGCAGCAGCUGCAGCUGCUGCUGAAGCUAAACGUCGUGAAGAAGAGGCAGCUCGUGAACAAGCUGAAUAUGAGCGCCUAAAACAAGAGUUUAGUAUUGAGGAAGAAGGAGUAGAUGUACAACAACAAGAUGACAAAGCAAAAGCAAUGAUUAAUGCACAAAUUAUUGCAGCUAUUGAAGAAGCAAAAAUUAUUCCAGUCGAACAUUUGGCAAUCAAUUUAAAUUUGAAGACGGAGGUUUGUAUAGAAAAGGUCAAAGCACUUAUGUCUUCUGGUCGGUUAACUGGGGUAUUGGAUGAUCGAGGCAAAGUUAUUCAUAUUACAAAUGAUGAAUAUGAAGCCGUUGCUCAGUAUAUUGAAAAAUGUGGUCGUGUCACUUUAUCAGAAUUAGUUGAGAAUGGGCAUAAGUUAAUUAGAACUGGACCAAAUACUUCAAGAGGAUAACUUUAUCCUAAUAAAUAAUGUAAACUUGUUUAUUUUAGUCUUUUUUCACUCCCUACUUUGGUUACUAUUGUUUAUGUACCGUUGUUUCCUUACCAAUUUUACAAUAUAAUAUAUUACUUAAUACUAUUGUUACUAGUACUAGUGGUAAUCAUAUGUGAUAACGGUUUUCAAUGUUAUUGUUUGUGUUGCAAAAAAUACCUUUUCAACUUCAAGAUUAUUAUAAAGUGGUAUAUGUUAUUUUGAGGUUAUGUUUUAUUUACUUUAUUUGACGAAUUCUUAAUUUACAAACAAUGUAAUUAUUCCAAUGCAAAUAUAUGCACCUUGAAUAUGACCGAUGA
Molecule: messenger RNA, 1239 nt
Organism: Schistosoma haematobium
Lineage: Eukaryota; Metazoa; Platyhelminthes; Trematoda; Strigeidida; Schistosomatidae
Gene: DDRGK1
Product: DDRGK domain-containing protein 1
Exons: 4
Coding region: 14-901 (295 amino acids)
Source: RefSeq, a predicted model, not a curated record